GGCAGUCCUUAGCCAAAGAUUGACGUCGACUUGACGUUUUAAUUAAAAAAAACUACAAACACUCAUGUUAUUGCUUUCCAUGUUGAUCUAAGGAAUCUAUAAAAUUAAUUUUUGCGAAUAAGCAGAUCGUAUAGCUGUAAAAUGACGAAGCGGUCUAACCCAUUUAUUGAGGACUUCGUGCAGCAGAGCAAAGUCCACGUCGGAAUGAAACAAUUCAAUAACAACGAAGACCGACUGCAGAAAGUGUACGAGAAAACCCUAGAACUACUGUUCCGUGGCGCAAAGAUGCCUACAAAGAGUGUUGAGGUGCCAAUAGAAAAUGAAAGCAGAAAAGAUGGUUUUAAGCAGUUGUUCCUUGGGAAAAAUGGUCAUCUCCAGCAAACUGGUGCUGUGACAAAGCCCAUCACCCAGAAGUGUCUGUGCGGGGCCGUGUCAGAGGACCGCUGCUCCUAUUGCGAGAAGGAGCUAUGCGGGGCCUGCCAGCAUCCCUGCGAGCGCUGCCAGCUCCGCUACUGCAACCACUGCUGUCUGACAGGGUCUGAAGGCUCGGAGAUAUGUGUGUCUUGUUAUAGUUAAUUUAUUUCUCUUUGUUUUAGAUAUGAUUUAGUAACUGAAGAUACGUUUAUGUUUAAUAUUUUAUUUUGUUAUGAUUAGAAGAGACGAAAAUAUUUUAAGUUCAAUUAGUAUUAAGAUGUUUAAUAAAAAUAAUAAAGAAAGCUGGGUCUUGGCCGAUGUACAAGCAAAGGGUUAAUGACAGAGUGUUUAUGGCCACCUAAUUAACCCUUUACUAGGCUGACAUUUCAAAAAUGACAAUUGAAUGUCAGUCUUACUGAUCAAAAAUAGAACACGUUUGAAGUACCGUUUGUGGGAAAUAUAUAUCCCUUAGCCGGUAAAGGGUUAACAUGACUAUUUGAAGGGCCGAUGAUUACAUAGUUUAAUUAGUGACUUUCACUGAGCACGUCUCUAUUAUGCCAUGGAAAAAUAAGUACUAUCUAAGCUUUGACUGCUCGCUCCAUACACCAGUUUCCUUACUUAAUAAUAAUAUGGCUCUAGGAAGAUGAUGACGAUGACUAUUUUCAACAUUCGGGUAGUUUUGCAAAAUAAACAACAAAUACUUGUAAAUUAUUUAUAUAAAAUUUAUAACAAAUUACAUAAGAACGGGAUGACACACAUUAAAGUUAAUGCAUGUGACUUUUAAAAUACUUACAUACAUACUUUCUAUUAUUACAAACUUUGUUUUAUUUUCGGAACAUCCUUCUAUAGAUGAUACAAAAACUAUCCAUAAAUAAAAGUUGGGUGCUAUUCAUUUAUUACGUAAGACGAUUUAAGGGAGAGGGUGGUCGAUCCAAUACCGUCUUUAUCAUAAGGGCACACGGGGUCCGGGCAAUAAUAAAUAGAAGACCAUUGUAGAAAACUGUUAGUUUACUUAAUUAGCUUACUUUGCUUUCCAAAAGGGGCCCAAAUUCUUGAGGCCCAAGGGCCCCGGAGGCCUAGUUUAAGACGGCCUUGUGGAGGAUAUAAGCACAGAUGUAGUGCAUAAUUGUUUUCCAUCGUAUUUUCUCGGAAACGUUCGUAUUUGUCAUGCUAGUUCAGCCAACCUCAGUACUUUUUAUACCGAGACUGACUGAAAUAGCAAGGCAGUUCGUACGUUGCCGUGAAAAUACGAUUGAAAAUAACUACCCACCCAUGCAUCUGUGCUACAUAUAGGAUGGUGGGACGCAAGUGGGUAACUUCUUUUUUUACAUCUCAAAAUAAAGGAAUACUGAUCAGGUUUAUAAUACUUUUAUUAUGAUCAAAUUAUCUUAUUGUAUAUUUAUGAUGUCAUUUGUUUUUCCUGUUCCAUAUAACAAUAAUACCAAUUUAUGUUAUUAUUAUUAUUUAUGCACCUAUCUAUACAUAUAUUUUAUCUUCUAAAGUCACAAGAAAACCGAAACAUAAAACGAUAAAUUUAGAUUUAUGUCAAAAUACAACAUUUUGCCUUACACGAUAUUACUAUAGUUAAAUUAUGAAUAAUGCAGCUUAAAUUUAGCAUAAGCUUUUUAUUCUUUCGUAUAUCUGCCCUGUAUAGCAUUUUUUUUUCAUUAAAAAAUACAAUCAUCAUUCUAGCCUUCAGUCGCCCACUGCUAAGCAUAGGCCUCUCUUCGUGUACGCCACUUAUCCCGGUCCUGGGCUAGUCUCAUCCAAAAGUGCCCAAAAAAAAAAAUUCAAUCAUUAGAGUCAGACCAAGCCAAUUUCUCCAUAGCAUUUGCAAAGACAGUGUGGUAAGGUCAUCAUUGAUGUAAAAUUUCUUUCAAAAUGUGACAUUUAUAAUGACACUCUCUCACUCUGUUCUAACAAAGUCGCUGCAAAGUUAGCUUAGACGGACUCUAAUUACGUUUGAAAAAUGCACUUAGUUUAAUUCCAACACAAGAAGAAAUUAUAUGAAUAGUUGAAAACCUUUGGACGCAAAAAGGGCCUAAGAGCGUCCGCGUCGCUUGGACUGGCGCACGCACGCGGGUGCCAUUGUAGGGAAAAUCCGCCGGAAACGGAAGCGGCUCCUAAAACUAGUGCGAUAAGGACAAGGCGAAAAAUCCCGCGUAAAAAUCUCAAAAAUCGAGCUUUCGUACUCGACUGUUUCCUCCUCCAAAACUUAACCAAUCCUAACCAAACUUGGAAAUCUAAAUGAUUAUGAAAUUAUCUGUGUCGGACCGUUUUGCUAUUUUCGCUAAUUGAUAUCAGUUUUGAAUACUGCGCCUCUCAUUGCGGCAUAGUCAAUUAGGCCAUUUUUGAAGGGCUCUAGCGCCUUAAAAAACAAAAAUAUCAAAAAAAGCAAAACGGUCCGACACAGAUAUUGACAAUAUUAAUUUGUGUUAAAAAAAUCAUUGCUCUAGCAUCAAAACCCACGGAGGAAACAGUCGAGUACGUUUGUAUGGAGAAAUUACCACUUCUGUUGGCUCUUAACCUGCUCCAUGCAACCGCGCGAGCUAGCAGACGCCCUAAAGCAGAACGGGCACACCUUUACAUUCAAUUGUCAGAUCAACCUUACAGUCUACCAAUAGGAGACCGAGCUGAAGGUAAUCAGGAUACUUUUUAAUAUUUAACCCUCGCCGGAAUACACGCAGUGUGGGUUAUUCCCACUAGUUACCACCAAGUUGUUACCAGUGGUAACUACUGGGAAUUUUUUUCCCACCUUUUACCACUGGUAACUACUGGGAAUAUAAAUUCCCAGUAGUUACCACCAACUCGGUUUAGUGGUAACUACUGGGAAUUUUUAUUCCCAGUAGUUACCACCAAAAUUUUGUUAGAGUUAAAUACUAAUAAAAACACUAUAAAUAGUGUAGUAUAAAUAAAUAGAGUUAUUUAAUAUAUAAUUAUAAGUCGAUUAGUGUUUUAGUAAACUCCCUUAAAAGUGACCAAAAAUAUUGAAACAGUUUAACCGGUACUAGUACAAAAACUAUGAUAUAUGUACUAAAGGAUAAUUUUAAUAAUCCAUUUAGAUGAUUUUUCAAGUGAUUUUAUUAGGUAAUUCGAAAUAACUCUAUUUAUACUAUUCAUACCUACUGUUUCUAUUAGUAUUUAACACUAACAAAGUUUUGGUGGUAACUACUGGGAAUAAAAAUUCCCAGUAGUUACCACUAACCCGAGUUGGUGGUAACUACUGGGAAUUUUUAUUCCCAGUAGUUACCAGUGGUAAAAGGUGGGAAAAAAAUUCCCAGUAGUUACCACUGGUAAAAACUUAGUGGUAACUAGUGGGAAUAACCCACGCAGUGUCGGUUCAUAUUGGGUUAUAGCCGCGCGCGUCAUCAGUUAACAUCUUUGGCGGACUGCUGCUGCUGACUAUAUUUAACCCUUUAAUUAAAUACAGUCAGCAGCAGAAGUUGCUAAGCGGGCGAGAUGUUAAAAAUGAUCUUGACUUUAUUUUUAAGAGAACAAGAGCCUGUCGAAAGUAAUUUUGAACACUUCGCCCGCUUAGCAACUUCUGCUGCUGACUGUACCUACAUAAUAUGCCUAUCAUCAUUCAUUUACACACUUCAAAAUGGUUUUUUAAACGUUGACCACCUAGCCCGAUUCCCUUUAGUAAAAAUAAAGACCCAUAAAACAUUCUUGCCUAAUAAAUAACCAAAUCGAACCCAUCCCCUCAAACUUACAAAGUAAAAUGCGAUAAGUUACAAUUUGGCUGGUAAUUAACUUAAUAAACGCACUUGUGCGUUCUCUGCUUUUGUGUUGAAGUUGCAACGCAAAGCCAUUGGCAUUGCAUUUACUUUGUAUUGUAAAUAAAUACGUUAUGUCUUAUAUUUAUAUGACAAAAUUAUCUGAGCUGAUAUAAGCGUGUCGUACUUUGCCGAUUUCUAUAAUUAGUGACUCGCCAAUUUCACAAAUUCAUGGUUGACAUGAUUAGGUAUGACCCGUAUAAUACUUAUAACGUCGCUGAAAUAUAUUAUUAUGCCCUAGACCUUAGUGGUUUAUCGCUUCCAACUCAAAUAAGAGGCGGCGCACGUUAUAAUGUAAGUGGACGUCACAGUGGCCAAGUUACUAUAUUUUAUAUAAAUCGCUUUUUUUGUUUUUGGAUAAAAUCUGAUUGCUUUUAAAAGCUCCUCAUUCUGAACGCAGUAAAUACGAAAUCCCAA
This is a messenger RNA of Cydia fagiglandana, 4607 nucleotides long. RefSeq names its product apoptosis regulatory protein Siva-like. The transcript is spliced from 4 exons. Bases 142 to 576 code for a protein of 144 amino acids. The record is from RefSeq and is a predicted model, not a curated record. NCBI's taxonomy places the organism in Eukaryota, Metazoa, Arthropoda, Insecta, Lepidoptera, Tortricidae. Gene Ontology annotation, biological process: extrinsic apoptotic signaling pathway. Gene Ontology annotation, molecular function: CD27 receptor binding.